Molecule: messenger RNA, 866 nt
Organism: Agrilus planipennis (emerald ash borer)
Lineage: Eukaryota; Metazoa; Arthropoda; Insecta; Coleoptera; Buprestidae
Product: histidine triad nucleotide-binding protein 3
Exons: 2
Coding region: 157-588 (143 amino acids)
Molecular function (GO): catalytic activity
Source: RefSeq, a predicted model, not a curated record
AUUACCACUAACCUAUAUUUUUAGAUAAUACUUUGUUUUUAAUUAUGUGCAAGUUUUUUACAUUUUAAAAGUGUGUUUGAGAAUGAUAUGCAAAUUUAACAAGGUAAACUGAUUUUAAAUAUUAUAAGACGAUCUUGUGAUAUAUUGAGAUUAAAAAUGACUUCACCUCCUCAUCCAAAUUGCAUAUUUUGCAAAAUUAUUGCGCGUACCUCUCCUGCUGAAAUAUUACUGGAAGAUGACGAUAUAAUUGUAUUCAAAGAUGUAAAACCAGCAUCUAGAUUUCACUACUUGGCCGUCCCCAAGUUGCACAUCGAAAAUGUUAACAAAAUAACUUUAAAUGAUAAAUUACUUGUUGAGAAGUUGUUAAGUGAGGGUAAAAGAGCCCUUCAAGAAAAUGGGGCCAAUGUAAAUGAUUUAUUGGCAGGAUUUCAUUGGCCACCGUUUAAUUCAGUCUCCCACAUGCAUUUGCAUUUAAUAUCCCCAGCUUCAGAAAUGAGUUUUCUGAGUAGAAUUGUUUUCAGGCCUAACACUUGGUGGUUUGGAACAGUAGACUAUGUCUUAAACGAUUUACUUCCAACAAAACUUUAAAUAAAUGGUAUAGGUAAACUGGUAAGUUAUGGCAGUAAUAUUAAAUAGAUAUAUCUGCUUUAGAUGCAUUUUUCAAAUACUUAAUGUCAUUUCUUGAAAAGAUAAAACUGCUCAUUUAUAUUGAUAUUAACCCAACAAUGAGAUAGGUAUAUCUGCUUCAGCAAAUAAUUAGUUUUUGCCAGGUGAAGUUGUUAAAUAUUUACACAACUAUGUAAUUGUUAGAAAGGGGUCAAUUAGAAUAAAUGUUUUUGAUAGUUACAAUUUCAAUAUUUAUUUGG